This is a messenger RNA of Dermochelys coriacea (leatherback sea turtle), 4781 nucleotides long. RefSeq names its product non-POU domain containing octamer binding (gene NONO). NCBI's taxonomy places the organism in Eukaryota, Metazoa, Chordata, Testudines, Dermochelyidae. Gene Ontology annotation, biological process: regulation of DNA-templated transcription. Gene Ontology annotation, cellular component: nucleus. Gene Ontology annotation, molecular function: RNA binding. The transcript is spliced from 11 exons. The coding region runs from base 167 to 1663 and encodes 498 amino acids. The record is from RefSeq and is a predicted model, not a curated record.
AGUGUGGAGAGAAGAUUGGCCAAUGGGGUAGCAACAUGGGCGGCCCUUGGGCAGCCGGUUAGGCUGUCCGAUUUCCGGCCGCACGCGCUCUUUUUUUCUAGGCUGCUAGAAGGCGAGAAGGCCGCGAUCCGUUGUGGGAGCGAGGGCCCAGGAACAGGUUGGAAAAAUGCAAGGCAAUAAAGGCUUUAACAUGGAGAAGCAGAACCAUGCUCCAAGAAAACAGCAUCAGCAACAGCAUCAGCAGCCACCUAUUCCUGCUAAUGGACAGCAGGCCAACAGCCAGAAGCGACUGUGUACCUUAUUCCCCUCAGAUGAAGGCCUCACUAUUGACCUGAAGAAUUUCCGGAAACCUGGUGAAAAGACAUUCACCCAGAGGAGCCGCCUCUUUGUGGGGAACCUGCCCCCAGAUAUUACUGAGGAGGAGAUGAGAAAGUUGUUUGAAAAGUAUGGGAAGGCAGGUGAAGUCUUCAUACACAAGGACAAAGGCUUUGGAUUUAUCAGGCUGGAAACUCGCACUCUAGCCGAGAUUGCAAAGGUAGAACUAGACAACAUGCCUCUCCGUGGGAAGCAACUAAGAGUGCGCUUUGCAUGCCACAGUGCAUCACUGACUGUCAGAAACCUGCCUCAAUUUGUGUCAAAUGAGCUCCUGGAGGAAGCCUUCUCUGUGUUCGGCCAGGUGGAAAGGGCUGUGGUUAUUGUGGAUGACAGAGGAAGAUCGUCUGGGAAAGGCAUUGUGGAGUUUUCAGGGAAACCUGCUGCUAGGAAAGCUCUGGACAGAUGUAGUGAAGGGUCUUUCCUGCUAACCACAUUCCCUCGGCCUGUCACCGUGGAGCCAAUGGACCAGUAUGAUGAUGAGGAAGGACUGCCAGAGAAACUGGUCAUCAAAAACCAGCAGUUUCACAAGGAGCGUGAACAGCCUCCUAGGUUUGCACAGCCUGGCUCUUUUGAGUAUGAGUAUGCCAUGCGCUGGAAGGCUCUAAUAGAAAUGGAAAAGCAGCAGCAAGAACAGGUGGACCGCAACAUCAAGGAAGCAAGAGAGAAGCUGGAAAUGGAGAUGGAAGCAGCUCGCCAUGAGCAUCAAGUUAUGCUCAUGAGGCAAGAUUUAAUGAGACGCCAGGAAGAACUAAGGAGAAUGGAGGAACUGCAUAACCAAGAAGUGCAGAAACGUAAACAGCUGGAGCUCAGGCAGGAGGAAGAACGCAGGCGCCGUGAGGAGGAGAUGAGACGGCAGCAGGAGGAGAUGAUGAGACGCCAGCAAGAGGGCUUUAAAGGGAAUUUUGCUGAUGCGAGGGAGCCACCGGAUAUGCGCAUGGGACAGAUGGGCAUGGGAGGUGCCAUAGGCAUGAACAAUAGAGGAGCUAUGGGUGCCACCACUGUCCCAGCCGGUGCACCUCCUGCAGCUGGUCCUGGAGCUAUGAUGCCUGAUGGAGCCAUGGGAAUGGUAAUGUAUCUGCAGCAUUAUUUUUCUAGCUACUCUCUUUUGAAUUCUUUUAAAGAGUACAGUGUGGGGCUAACUAUGGAGACUCAGUUAGUAGUUUCUCUGUUGCUAAGGCUGAGAUUUGCUUUACAUCAAAGACCUGCUUUUUGGCCCCCUCUCAAAUCCUCAGAGGUCAGUGUUCACAUAUGGUAUGUGGCUAGCAUGGAACUUGUUGCCCCAAUCUGAGGUGACUCAGUCAGAAUUCCUAAUGCUUUUCUGUCAUAUUGUACCUCAAAAAUAACUUGCCCUAAAAUGUAUUUGAAAGAUCUCAGUGACAGUUUUUGUAUGUGACAAAUCUUUUACAUGGGGAAAGGUAUAUUUGGGAAACUUCAUUGAAUUGGGGAUCUGGGUUCUGGCAGACUAUAUGGUUCAAAUUUUCAAGAGCUUUCUACCUACCAAUUCCCAUUGAGAACAGUGGAAAAUCCCCCUAAAGUGAGAACAGUGUGGGUUGCUGAGCUCUUCUGAAAGUCUGACCAUUAAAGGGCAAAGAAUGACUGGAGACCUAUGCUUGCUUAUUUUUCCCUGCCUAAAUGGUAGCUUUUCCUUGUAAAGAGCCUUCAAAAUGAAAAACCAUGGUUAAUGGAGGCUUUUCGUUGUGACUCUUUUGAGAUGGGGAGAAGAAAAACCCCGUCUUCCACUGAUGUCAUUCCUCUGAAGUGGAUGCUGGGGAAUUUUCGUUCUCUUCCCCACGUUUCCCUAUAAGUGGGAAUAAAUGGAGGGAUCAUUGAGGCUUCAGAGCCCCUCAUAGUUCUUUGACUUUUCUCCUCCCUACCUCUCCCUAAUUGCCCUAUAAAGUUUAGGAGCUCUUCAGGUAUCCUGCUCCUUGCUUUCCAAUCAGUAUCGUUUUAAACAGUUUAAAAAUGCAAAAACCCAAAGGAAAUGUUGGAUAAAAACUCUUAAUGUUGAAUAUCUAUCAGUACCAGAAGGUUAAAAAUUCCAUCAAUUAGAAAUCCAGAAUUAAGGCUCUACUUAAAAGAAAUCCGCAUCCGAACUCUGCUCCAGCAACAAGGCCAUAAGAAAAGCAAAUAAGACAGUCGUCCAUCUACACAUUUUAGCAGUCACCACAAACGUGAAUGCUUUACUCUGAAUCAGGCAGUGGCUAUACCAACUUUUGCCUUCAUGUCCACACAUAAUGAAACCAGUCCAUAAAUUCACUUUGAAUUCUAAUUAAACAAAUAGCGUACUAAAUAUAGCUAUUCCUCCACUCUUAAGAUUCACUGAACCACCAAUUAGGCAGGUAUAAGAUUGGCGCUAAUGUAUCUACAUAUGCAUACCACCUAGGCCAGAUUAUGAAAUUACAGUACUUGUGUGGGGAAAAAAAUGUGAGUUAGUGUGGUGAAAAAGCAUCCUAUUUAAUAUCAAACAUGCAUGUUUGAAACCAUAUAUAAAACCAGUGCUUGUUAGUGCAUAUUUUUGAUACAUCAUCUGCAAGUUGUAUCAAGACAAUAUAUUUGUCUAAUAAGAUAGCCACAGCCAUUGUACGUGGACUGCUUAAAGCCCUUAUAAAAAUGAUGCAAGGAACAAAGAAAUGAAAUCUAGGUUGCUGUAAAGCAGGGGUUCUCAAACUGGGAGUCAGGACCCCUCAGGAUGUCGCGAGGUUAUUACAUGGGGAGUCGCAAGCUGUCAGCCUCCACCCCAAACCCCGCUUUGCCUCCAGCAUUUAUAAUGGUGUUAAAUAUAUAUAUAAAAGUGUUUCUAAUUUAUUGGGGGGGGGGGUCGCAUUCACAUAGCAAGCUUCUGAAAGUGGUCACCAGUACAAAAGUUUGAGAACCACUGCUGUAGAGGCAAAGUGAAGGUUGUUGCAUGUUCACUUCAAUUCUGAGCUUUCAAAUGUUUCGGGGUUACUUUAGUUAACAAAGUUUGAGUAAUUUAGUCUUAGGAAGGUAAUGGGGUGGGAAUGGUGAUGACUCUUAAGAGGGUUAAACUAGAUUAACUUGUAAAGAAUCUGAUUUUGAUGAUAUCCAGUGAUGGCUACAAGACUAAUUUGACAGCUUCAGAACAGACCAUGUCUUCUCUCCAUAUUUCUUUCCCAUCUGCUCCACGGAGCUCUGCUCUUGCCUGAGGCACAGUAUCACAUCUGCAGCAUGAGCAUAGCAGCUAUGUAAAUAUUUUGUGUCUAAAGUGUUCUGGGAAUUUUGCAUACCAAAUAAGACACACUCUGCUUCAGAAAGCUUAGUCUAAGCUAUAGGCUAGUGACCAUUGGGAGAGGCAGGCCAGGGGGUGGGAGGGAGAGGACCAAGGUUACCAAAAUAAAGUCAUGCAGUUGCUCUAGUUGCUAAUGUAGCAUAUAUUAUUAUCUGAGACUUCUUCAGUUCUCUUGUGAUAACAUCAGUGUUUCAAAUGGUGACAAAGUUUGUGUGGAUAAAGGGGCAGGGAUAUUGGUGGAUUGGAUGAUGCGGAGAGGAUGGAUUCAGUGAGGGGGAAAUGUGAAAGGAGGGGAGUCCAGGCACACUGUUGAAAAGGAGGACAAAUAUUAUCUCUGGUGAGUGGGGGGGGUGGGACUUCUAGGGGUCAGGAGGCUUUUACAGGCUGCUUUGGAAGCCAACCCUGUUUAUAUUGGCUCCAUGUUAGUGCUGGGAGUUAGUGGAACCCUAUGUCCCAGAGCAGCUGCUUGGUCUGAUAAGGAGCAGAUCCUGCACUGACCCAUUCCUGGCACUGACAGUGGUUCCAGUCUUUCCCUCAAGUAGGGCCUCUUAGAACGUGGCCUUCAGGACAAGACCAAGGCUGUUCCAGACCCUUUCUUUUCUGCGUGGGAGAGUAUAAGGCGGGCUGCCAUUUUACUAACCCUAGUUGUGUGAAAUCCUCAGCAACGUUGGCAGCAUGUGUCAGGGUUCCAAACCCUUGAUCACCCCCAUUUGUAGUUUGAAUGAUUAUUGGGUGUCCAGGAAUGGUGUUCGAUUUGGGGGAGUAUGGUGGAAUUGUGAAACUCUCAGGAUCCCAGACUGCAUUACUCAGCCCACUACAGGGCAUUAGGCUACAGAGUUUGUGUGGCUAUUUUUCAGGUAUUCUUGGCCCUGAAUUCUGUGGGGAAGCUGACUUUGUUCCUGUGGUACUUAGUUAUCUGAGAUCACAUCCCUGUCAGUCCAGUCUGGGUUUGGGGCACUCCCCUCAGUAAAUCUGGAAUUAAGAGUUUACUCUGUAUUCAUAGAGUAGGGAAGAUUCUGAACUCGCUGCUUUCCAGUUACUUAAUGACUUGAGUUGGUAGUCACUUGGUUCUGCGGAAUCCUGAUCAGACCCAGAUGGACUAGAAUUGCUUCUAACUUAAGUCUUUUCUCCUUUCUGCCUCUUCUGCGCUCUCGCCCUG